UUGCGUUAGGUUCUUUAUGCGUUUGAUCACGUGAUAAAAAAUUAUCACAUGAUAUUUUAUUUUGAGAAAGAAGGAAAACAUACAGGGAUUUCAUAGCAAUUACAGACGCAUUUAAUGUCAUGCAUCUUCUUGUGGCUUUAGUCCUUUUGCCAAUAGUUCUUGGCAGUGCUAUUCCAGGCCAGGAUAAAUGUGUAUGGGGACCACCAUACUGGUGUAGCAGUGUAAAACAUGCAAGAGAAUGUGGUGCCACAAAACACUGUCUCCAGACUGUAUGGAAGAAUCAGAUCAUCAAACCAGAAUCUACAGCAACUUGCUCUUAUUGUGAACUGAUUGUGGAUGCAUUUCGAGAUGCUUUAGAAAAUAAAGCUACACAGGCUCAGGUUGCUGCUGUGUUAGCAAAUGUUUGUGCCAUACUUCCAGACUCUGAUACCAGAGAUAUGUGCCAGGAGAUUGUUAAAGAAUAUGUUCCAGAGCUGGUACAAAUGUUUGAAGAUGACAUAACUACAGACAUGAUCUGUGCCACCCUGGGUCUGUGUUCUGGUCUAGAGGAUAGAUGGAGUCCAUAUGGUAUAAAGGCGGGUAACAACACUGACUGUAGUGACUGUACAAAGUUCUUUAAGGACGUUCAAGACAGUAUCACUUCAAAUGAAACUUUGAACCAGUUGCUGCAGCUCCUUAACCAGACAGUGUGUAGCCAACUUGGAGCUUUCAGUGAUACCUGCAUGGAUCUUGCGAGACAAUAUCUUCCUGUCGCCUUACAGACACUGGCUGAUCAAAUUGACCCAGAUAUUGUGUGUCGAGUGUUUGGAUUCUGUACCACCGAUAGUGUACAGGGAGAUGUGAUCAAGAUUAAGAAUAUCUUCAGUGAAAGGACAUCAAAGGAUGCACUGAAGUAUAGAUCUAGUGAAGAAUGUGUCAUUUGUCAAGAUUUCGUCAAGGAAGUGAACACAUUGAUGGAGGAUCCCUCAGAACAGGAUAAACUGGUAAAUGAAAUAAAGAACGUUUUCUGUUCAAAGACAGGAGAUUUUCAAAUUCAGUGUAAACAUAUUAUGGAUGGAUAUGUCCCAACAUUGGUUAAGCUGUUGGCUAAUAAAUUACAAAUGGAUCCAGUUAUUACAUGUAAGGUGGUCGGUCUCUGUUCUUCUGAUAAAGUAAAGGUAGAUGUGGUACAGAUGAUGAAUAGUAUGUUCACAGUAAGAAAAUCAAAGGCUGUGGUUGGAUUCAAAUCUUCUGACGAAGAGUGUGACAUCUGUAAAGAUUUGGUCACCCAGAUAGACGACCUUGUUAAGGACAAAACCAACCAGGACAAGUUUAUGUAUGAGGUAGAGAAUUAUGUCUGUCCGAAACUUGGUACUCUUCAGGAUGAGUGCAAACAACUGGUAGAGGAGUAUGCUCCAGCAUUGUUUGAACUACUUGUGAAUGAACUGGACCCAAAAACACUUUGCGAAGAAGUUGGUUUUUGUACAGUACCCAGUUUACCUAAAGUGACUGAAGCCAAGCAAGUGGAACCAGCAGGCAUGGUAGGAUCAGGCUAUGUAGAAAAGUCGAUGGAGUGUACAUUAUGUUCACUCAUUAUGGAAGAGGUGGACAAUCUCCUUAAACAGAAUGAAACAGUUAUAACAAUUGAAGAUCUUCUGGACAAAGUUUGUAAGAGGCUGCCAACUAAAGAACUUGAUAAGCAUUGUGAAGAAUUUAUUAGCAAGUAUGGACCACGUGUGAUAAAUUUGCUUGCUAAGGAGAAAGUAUGUGAGGAAAUUGGAGUCUGCCCAAAAUCAGCAGUGUCAGUACUGAGACAACAGAAGGUUGGAGAUGGCAAAUGUGACUUGUGUACCUUCUUCUUUACUACAGUACAGGAGUUGAUUGCCAAUAUCUCCAAGGAGGACAUACUCAAAGAAUUGAGAGCAGUAUGUCAGAUGUUUCCUGGCAAUUUCUCGGCAACAUGUCUGACAUAUCUUGACCAGUAUGGACCGAUUGUCAUUGAUCUGCUAAAGACUAACCCAAAGAGUCUGUGUGAACUUGCAGGUGCAUGCACUGAAAGCCAUGUACCUUAUAUGACCAAACCAAUCCCUGAGAACCUUCCUUCUGUGAAAGGACCUUCAGUAAAGUGUGAUUUUUGUGAUACAGCUGUUACUGUGUUGAAAUCUUACUUGGCAAUGAAAGCUACAAGAGCUGAGCUUGAAAUGGGCCUGAAUGCACUUUGCAAGUAUGUCCCUGACCUAACUCCAGUAUGUCAGAGUCUCAUAGCAGCAUAUGGAGACAAGAUCAUUGCUUGGAUUGACAGUGAAUUGAACGCCAAAGAAAUAUGUGAUAAAGUAGGCCUUUGUAAGGCAGUAAAGAAACAGACACCAGUUGUGUCAGUGAUUAUGUCCCCUUAUGAUACUCUUCCACUGGGCAAGUCAUUGGAGAACAAAAAAGCUGCUGUGAGCAUACCAUCAGAGGAGUGUAAAGUAUGUGAUACAGUGGUUAUAAUGCUCAAGUUUAUGUUGAGAAACAAUCAAACUGAGGAAGAAAUAAAAAAGGCCCUGGAAACAGUUUGCAGUUAUCUUCCGUCAGAAGUUACAGACUUAUGUCAGGAUGUUGUGAAACAAUACGGAAAGAAGAUUAUUGAGUUUAUUGAUAGCGAAUUGAAUGCCACUGAAAUUUGUACCAAAGUUGGCCUCUGCCAGGCUGUAAGGAAACAGACAUCUGCAGUGUCUGUGGCUAUGUCCCCUUAUGAUACUCUUCCACUUGUACAACCACUGGAGAGCAAAAAAGUUGUGAAAUCUGAUGAAAAAUGUGAACUGUGUGAUGAAGGUAUCAAAAUGUUGAAGUCCUUUAUCAGUGAAAAUGCCACAAAGAAGGAAAUAAAGAAGGAAGUAGAAAGCUUCUGCAAAAAAGUCCCUGAAGCAUUUGAACAAGAAUGUGAUAGCAUUAUUGAACAAUAUGGUGGCAAAAUUAUUGAUUUGCUUGUGAAAAAAGUUGAUGCGCACCAGAUAUGUGUAGAUAUUGGACUUUGUGACAAAGUUUUGUCCAUCUCCGAGGUUAUGUCCCCUUAUGACUCUCUCCCCAUUGUUCAACAAGUCAGUGAAAAGAAAGAAUCGGAAAGUGUGGGAAAUGAAGUGGAAUGUGAGGCUUGUAAAUACAUUAUGACCUACUUGGAUAAAGAGCUGCAGAAAAACAGAACAGAGGAGAACAUUAAAGCUGCUUUGAAGGAAAUAUGUUCAAAAUUAUCAGAUCAAACCCUGACAGCACAAUGUACAAAACUUGUUACUAAAUAUGCACAGACAAUUAUCAACUUCUUGCUCCUAGCUGAAAGCCCUGAUAAAAUCUGUAAGGAAUUGACUCUUUGUCCUGCUGGGGUCAAGAAACUCCCUGAGCCUGUACACAUCAAACUUCUCAAGGACUCAAAAGAAACAUUAACAUCUACAGCAGCAGGUCCUUUUUGUGUGAUAUGUGAAUAUGUUAUCGAGAAACUUGAUGAUGUUUUGAAGGGAAACAGAUCUGAAGCUGCCAUAAAAUCAGCCCUAGACAAAGUGUGCUCCCUCCUACCUGACACAAUCAGUGGUGAAUGUGAUGAAUUUGUGAACCAAUACAGCAACAUUAUAAUACAGCUGUUAGUCAACGAGAUAGAUCCUACAACAAUCUGUACAAUACUCAGCUUAUGUUCAACAAAAACUGUGUCACCAUUAGCAACAUUGGUAAAAAUCCUACCAGAAAAAGCAACAGCAUUGGACAAACUGAAAUCCAGUGGAGAAUGUGUAAUAUGCGAAUUUGUGAUGAAAGAGUUAGACAGCAUUCUUGAAGAUAACAGUACACAGGCUGAAAUCGAAAAGGCUCUUGAGAAGGUGUGUUCUUUAUUGCCAUCGACAAUCUCAGCUGAGUGUAAUGCAUUUGUAAAAGAUUAUGGACCCAUAGUUGUGCAGUUAAUACUUUCGAGGUUCACACCAGAACAGGUCUGCACUGCUAUUGGACUCUGCUCAUCCAGGCAACAAACUCAGUGGGGCACAUUCGUCAAAAUUCUUCCUGAGAAAAAUAAAGACCAAUUGAAGUCCAGUCCAGAAUGCGCACUUUGUGAAUUUGUGAUGACAGAGCUGAAGACGUUGCUAAAAGAAAACAGUACAGAGGCUGAAAUUAAAGCGGCUCUUGAGAAGGUGUGUAGUUUAUUACCAGAGACAAUCACGGACCAGUGUGAUGCGUUUGUAGAGGAGUACGCUGACAUGGUUGUGCAGCUUAUAUUGAAGAACUUCACACCAGAACAGGUCUGCACUGAAAUUAAACUCUGCUCAUCCAGACAACAAUCUAAGUGGAGUACACUCAUCACAAUGCUUUCUAUGAAACAGAAAGUUAAACUGGAACUCUGUGGUCCCUGCAAGCUGAUAAUGGAGGAGUUAAAGCAGUUUCUAAAGCAGAAUAGAACAACGCAGGAGGUUGAAGAGUUCCUGAAGCGAGUCUGUGACAUUCUCCCCGAUACAGUUACAGCACAGUGUCAUCAGGUUAUUGAUCAGUACAUUCCAAACAUUCUGAAUCUCAUUGAGGAAAAUGUGAAACCAGAAGAGAUUUGUCAGCAACUUGGGUUAUGCAAUGCAACAGUGACACACAAGAAAGAUGGCAGUACUUUGUUCUACAAGCCACAUAGACUGGGAAUGAACAAGUGUACAUAUGGACCGGCAUACUGGUGCGCUAACAAAUAUAAUGCGGCUGAAUGUAACAGUAAAAUAGAAUGGGUGGGAAAAAACCCAAGGGUAGCCUAA
Molecule: messenger RNA, 4730 nt
Organism: Mercenaria mercenaria
Lineage: Eukaryota; Metazoa; Mollusca; Bivalvia; Venerida; Veneridae
Exons: 38
Coding region: 120-4730 (1536 amino acids)
Biological process (GO): sphingolipid metabolic process
Cellular component (GO): lysosome
Source: RefSeq, a predicted model, not a curated record